Messenger RNA from Hyposmocoma kahamanoa, 4623 nucleotides. Its product is annotated as 5-oxoprolinase. NCBI's taxonomy places the organism in Eukaryota, Metazoa, Arthropoda, Insecta, Lepidoptera, Cosmopterigidae. Gene Ontology annotation, cellular component: cytosol. Gene Ontology annotation, molecular function: 5-oxoprolinase (ATP-hydrolyzing) activity. Gene Ontology annotation, biological process: glutathione metabolic process. The record is from RefSeq and is a predicted model, not a curated record. The transcript is spliced from 28 exons. The coding region runs from base 120 to 4001 and encodes 1293 amino acids.
CCUUCCCCUUCCUCCUUCCCCUGUAAGAUUGUUUUGUUCAUCGCGAUUUUUAAAGAAAUUGCCAAUUCCUCAUGAUUUUGCUACAAAAUAUCUAGAAAACUACUAAACCACCUACCACAAUGGGGAAAGGAUUUCAAUUUGCAAUUGAUCGUGGAGGCACCUUCACUGAUGUCUUUGCUCGCUGCCCUGAUGGUAGAGUCAGGGUCAUGAAGCUGCUGUCUGUUGAUCCUCAGAAUUAUGAUGAUGCUCCUAGAGAGGCUAUAAGAAGGAUAUUGCAUGAGGAGACAAACAAUGCUUUGGACAAAGAUGGUAAAGUAAAUGCAUCCCUAAUAGAAUCGAUUCGUAUGGGCACAACAGUAGCUACAAACGCUUUAUUGGAGCGUAAGGGUGCUAAAGUGGCGCUAGUGAUUAAUAAGGGCUUUAAAGAUUUGCUGUUCAUUGGUAAUCAGGCACGGCCACAUAUAUUCCAGUUGGAUAUUAAACGCCCCGGUGUUCUAUACACAGAAGUUAUAGAAGUAGACUGCCGUGUCAUACCAGCCUUAGAAGAUAAAUGCCAAAUGAACAAACCUGCACAUUGGAAGCAGGUUUACGGCACUACCAACGAGAAAAUGCUGAUAACGAAAGAAGUAGACAUAGAAGCUGUCAGGAAUGAUUUAAAACGCUUAAAAGAAAAAGGGAUAGACAGUAUUGCUGUUGUUCUUGCUCACAGUUAUACGUAUCAUGAACAUGAGUUGCAGAUUGGGAAGAUUGCUUGUGAUUUGGGUUUCAAUCAAGUAUCCCUCUCCCACGCCGUAACCUCGAUGGUCCGCAUUGCUCCACGUGGUCUCACAGCUUGCGCAGACGCAUACCUCACUCCUCACAUUAGGGAAUACGUCAAGAGCUUCGCCGAGGGAUUCACUGACGGACUCAAAGGCACUAACGUUUUAUUCAUGCAAUCUGAUGGCGGGUUGACUCCUAUGAAUAUCUUUAACGGAUCUCGAGCGAUCCUAUCAGGACCGGCAGGGGGCGUGGUGGGGUACGCGAUGACGUCAUAUCAGAAGGAAACAAAUUUACCUGUCAUUGGUUUUGAUAUGGGUGGCACUUCAACCGACGUGUCCCGCUACGCUGGGACACUGGAGCAUGUGCAUGAAGCCACCACGGCUGGUGUUACUAUACAAGCACCGCAGUUGGAUAUAAACACAGUCGCCGCCGGCGGCGGUUCCAUGCUGAUGUUCCGCUCAGGGCUGUUCGUGGCUGGACCGCAGUCCGCCGGGGCGGAUCCCGGACCCGCCUGUUAUAGGAAAGGAGGACCUCUCACCGUGACUGAUGCUAAUUUGUUGCUAGGUCGUUUACUUCCCGAAUAUUUUCCUAAAAUCUUCGGACCAACGGAAAAUGAGCCAUUGGACAGAGAGGCUACUGUGAAAGAAUUCCAGAAGAUCACUGGUGACAUCAACGCCUUCUUGAGACAGGGUGGCGGGAAAGAGUUCCAGAUGACUAUGGAAGAGGUAGCAAUGGGCUUUAUAAACGUCGCCAACGAGGCUAUGUGCAGACCUAUUAGGGCGCUGACGACGGCGCGUGGGCACGACGCGUCUCGCCACGCGCUGGCGUGCUUCGGCGGCGCGGGGGGGCAGCACGCAUGCGCAGUGGCGCGCCAGCUGGGCAUUUCCACUGUGCUCAUUCAUAAGUAUGCCGGUAUCCUGUCCGCGUAUGGCAUGGCACUGGCCCACAUUGUCCACGAGGCACAAGAGCCUUGCGCGUCGAAGUACUGCCCAUCGCAGUUCGCGCAGCUCGACAUGCAGCUCGACAUACUCGGCGCUGUAUGCAGGGACAAGCUUAGGGCGCAGGGUAUCCCUGACUCCCAAAUCGUGCUGGAACCCUACCUGCAUCUGCGGUACGCAGGCACUGACUGCGCGCUGAUGGUGGCGCCUGCGACUGGCGCUGGCCACUCACCCACUUCUUGUCGGCACGGCGAUUUUUAUUCUGCUUUUGUUAACAGAUACCAAAACGAGUUCGGUUUCACGCUAGCCGACCGUGACGUCAUCGUUGAUGAUGUAAGAGUACGGGGUGUGGGGCUCAGUCACGUGCCUGAAGAAAUCGCACCGCCAAGCGGCAAAGGGAUUCCGCCGGUUGCUGAAAAGACCAUGAAGGUAUUCUUCGAAGGUGGAUAUCGCGACACGUCUAUUUAUCUCUUGGAGAAUCUCAAGCCGGAGCAGAUCGUACCAGGCCCCGCUAUAAUCAUGGACAGUCUGUCUACGAUACUUAUUGAACCAGACUGCCGCGCAGAAAUCACAAAAUACGGCGACAUUCGCAUCACUAUUGGGUCUGGCCAGCCAAAGAAAGUCACGACUGACCUUGACUCCAUUCAACUAAGUAUAUUCUCUCAUCGGUUCAUGUCUAUUGCGGAACAGAUGGGAAGAGUGCUCCAACGCACUUCAAUAUCAGUAAACAUCAAGGAGCGACUGGAUUUCUCGUGUGCGCUGUUCGGCCCUGAUGGAGGACUAGUUUCCAACGCGCCUCACAUACCUGUACAUCUUGGUGCUAUGCAGGAGACCGUGCAAUAUCAGAUGAAAGUCCGGGGCGACACUUUGAAACCCGGUGACGUGUUACUAUCUAACCACCCCGAGGCUGGAGGGUCACAUCUUCCAGACUUGACUGUCAUUACGCCAGUUUUCCACAAGUCCCAAAGGACGCCAAUAUUCUUCGUGGCGUCCCGUGGCCACCACGCAGACAUCGGCGGUUUGACCCCCGGUUCCAUGCCCCCACACUCCACCAGUCUCGCGCAGGAAGGGGCGGCGUUCAAGUCCUUGUUGCUCGUUGACGGGGGGAAGUUUAAUGAAGAAGAGUUGGUUGCUGGCCUAAUGAAACCUGGCGAAGUACCUGGUUGUUCAGGCACAAGAAACCUCGCUGAUAACUUGUCAGACCUGAAAGCUCAAGUCGCUGCUAAUCAGAGAGGUAUUCAAUUAGUGGGAGAACUGAUAGAGCAGUACAGCUUGGAAGUGGUCCAGGCUUACAUGGGCCAUAUACAGAAGAAUGCCGAGCUGGCCGUCAGGGAUAUGCUUAAGGAAAUAGCUAAAAACGCGUUAGCCAAAACGGGAUCUACAGUGCUGAAAGCUGUGGAUUACAUGGACAAUGGAACGCCUAUAAUGCUCACUGUCACUUUGGACAAGGAUGAGGGCAGCGCCCUCUGUGAUUUUACGGGUACAGGAGUAGAAGUAUGGGGCAACCUAAACGCCCCCCGCGCAAUAACACUGUCCGCCCUGAUCUACUGCCUGCGUUGCAUGGUGGGCCACGACGUGCCGCUGAAUCAGGGUUGCCUCGCGCCGGUACGGGUUAUAGUACCGAAAGGUACGAUAUUGGAUCCUACAGAGGGCGCUGCUGUUGUCGGAGGGAAUGUUUUGACUUCGCAACGAAUUGUUGAUGUUGUCUUAAAGGCUUUUCAAGUAUGCGCUGCGUCUCAAGGAUGUAUGAACAACUUAACACUGGGUGAAACGGAUUGGGGCUACUAUGAGACUGUUGCUGGCGGCAGUGGCGCUGGACCGGGCUGGCACGGCGCAGGCGGCGUCCAUACACAUAUGACGAACACUCGCAUCACCGACGUCGAAAUCGUCGAACGGCGAUACCCUAUGCUUGUUAGUAGAUUCAGCUUACGCAACGGAUCGGGGGGAAAAGGUCGUUGGGACGGCGGAGACGGUGUGACUAGAGAGCUGGUGUUGCGUCGCACAGUGCAGCUGUCUGUUCUGACCGAACGCAGAGCAUUCCAGCCCUACGGCAUGAACGGGGGUGAGCCGGGUGCCAGAGGAUUAAAUUUGCUGCACAGAACUAACGGGCGUGUUAUCAAUUUGGGUGGAAAAACUUCUGUGGAGGCAUAUCCCGGCGACAAAUACAUAAUGAAUUCACCUGGCGGUGGAGGCUACGGGCAAACCGAUGAGUUCGCUACGUUUAAAGAACCAAGUAAACAAUAUGGCGAGUUCCUCGAACGCGGCAGCGUCUACGAGUACCGAAGCGCUCAGGAAGGUGUAUAAAAACCUUUGUGGAAAAGUAUGGUGAUGUAUAACCGAAAUUAAUCUUUAAAAUAUUGAAAUGAAUACAUAAUAAUGGUGCUUACCACUUAGAUAUAAGAUGAAAAUUCAAUAAAUGAUACUUGAUUACCGAAAAUUGAAAUGGACAGAGUAUAUUUAUAAACUUCAAGGAAAUAAUACAUAAUACCUCCCUCUGAAAUAUUAUUGUACUGUAUUUUGCUCUAGUGUAUUUUUAGAACAAAAGUUUUGUAUUCUUUUACUAUUUAUUUUUAAUCAUUCCGACCCUGUGUUAUUACUUAAAGUUUAGACAGAUAUACUCUUACCUAUUCCAAAUUCUGAUAAUUACUAAUGUUAAUAUUGCAAUAUACGAAAAAACUAAUUCGCAAUGUAACCAUAGCUUUAUUUGAAAUAAAUUACAUAAAUAAGUACAAAAUAUAUAUUUUAGUACAGUGGUCUAAAGUCCAAGCUUUGAAGCGAUCCGAAAUUAACUGUACUUGCAUUUAGUACCUAUCGGGGACACCAGAUGUCGCGAUGAGUAUCAAGUAAUCUAUUUUUGUAAUUAAUUUGUAAAUAAUUGAGAACUACAAUUUAUCAAAGCUACUCUGCCCUGAUAAGCCGAAAAGAA